Messenger RNA from Sebastes umbrosus (honeycomb rockfish), 2074 nucleotides. RefSeq lists its product as uncharacterized. The coding region runs from base 333 to 1376 and encodes 347 amino acids. The record is from RefSeq and is a predicted model, not a curated record. Gene Ontology annotation, cellular component: nucleus. The transcript is spliced from 5 exons. NCBI's taxonomy places the organism in Eukaryota, Metazoa, Chordata, Actinopteri, Perciformes, Sebastidae.
UGUUAUAAACUACAAGUGGAAACCAACAAUUAAAGGCCCUGUACUAUUUCCACACACUAACACCAUCACAUUUGUGAGUAAUUAUGUUGUGAAGCUGUGUUUAGUGAGCUAACUGCUAGCACACAGCUAACCGGACACGUGUUGUGUAGCGUUAGCUUCAGACCUGCUAGCUUGACAGUAGCUCUCUUCUCCAUAAGGAAGUUUAUCUCUACGGUUCACCACCAACUUCUUUACACUUGGGGGCCUUCAACCAUCUUCAAGACAUCUGGAGGAGUUGAAGCCCAGCAGAGACUACAGAGUAGCUGGAUACCCAUUGACACUGUGUGGGGAGGAUGUCUUCACCAAUAUACUACAACCAAGACAGUGUUACUCGCUUCAAGAAAAGAAAAGCUCGCUUCUCCUUCAGUGAAGUCCACAUACUGUUGGAUGAAGUGAGGAAGCAUCGUAUGGUUGUUGUGGGCAAAUUCAACCGUGGUGUGCAAACAGACGUGAAGAAGCGCACAUGGGCAGAGAUUACCGCACGUGUCAAUGAGAUUGGGGAGUGCCAACGUGAGGUCAUCGAGGUCAUCAAGAAAUGGUCCGAUCUAAAGUGCGACACCAAGCGGAAAGUGGCUGCCAUGCGGUCGGGGACGGUGCCCCACAGGGGCCUCAACUCUCGUCUCUCUCGAGACCUUAAUCAGACUGAGAAAAUAGUGCUGCAGAUCCUGGAGAUGGACGAGGAAGACCACAGCACGGCUGACUUUGGCCCCCUGGGAGAUGACGAUGAUGUACCAGAGGAGGAAGAAGAAAUGGAUGAGGAGGAUAUGAUGGGAAUGCAGAGUUCUCCUAAUGGUGGGUUGGAUAUGGCGUCUAUGCCCCCACCGACCUCCUACACCAUGAGAGAGACUUCACAACCUUCUUUUGACGUCCAGUACGAGGUACCUGCAACAGACGAUCCUGAACCUACAUUUGGAGACUCAGACGACGACCAAAGGGAUGAAGUGCUUCCUUCCACUCGCGCUGCAAAACCGACCGAGGAUCACCAAGGAAACAACGGCAUCCAGAAACAAGGACAACCUCAGACGUCCUCCGGACUGUCGACUUCAUCGGCCACGCUUCCAUUGCCAGGUCAGCCCUCGCAGAACACGAGAGACAACAUGCUACAUAAUGCAUCGCUGAGCCUUCAAGAACAGCACGCCACCAACAUCCUGUUGGAGACGGUCUCACGCUCCCUAGAGCUUCUGUCUGAGUCGGUGCAGCAGCUGGCAGAGACUCAGCAGGAGUUUGUGCGCGAGUCGCUGCAGCUCCAGCGGGAGACGGUACAGGUUCUCAGAGACUUCACAGGUGGAGCCAUCGCGCUUAUGCAUGACAAACUGAAUGGACGGCCAGCGUUAUAGCGACAGAGUGUCAGACAGAGAUGUUGUUAAGUUGUAUCACUGACUACAUACAUGGCCUUCAGGUGCAGGAACCUUUAAGUUCCUCUGGACUCCACUGCUGGUUACUGUACUUUUUGAUAGUACUCACCAGAUUUUCUGUUGUUAUAUUUUAAAACUGUAUUCGUAGAAACGUAUCGAUGGAUUUGCUGUCUGUGAGGUUACAUGAAAAUGGAUUGAGAAAAUAACUGAUUUUAGCCAUAAAGAAAGAACAUGUGGAGGUUUUUUUUUUUCUUCUUCUUUUUUUUCUACUGAAAGUGAGACUCCUACCACUUUAUGUUGUAAAGCAUAUUUUAUUAAGCAAACACCACAUUUAAAGCCUUUACAUUCUUUUAAUGUUGACAUGCAAAGAAUGAGUCUUUUGAUUUUGAAGUCAGUCGAAUCCAUUGUGUGUCCUUGUACAGUAUAAGUUGUAGUUGCAUCAGUGUCUGGAGAUUAUCACAUGUACUGUAAUGGUGAGUGGAUUUCCACACCUGACCAUUAUAUGGUCUAUAUGUCUGAGAGCUAAAUAAGGUGUGUUAGAUAUUUUGAAAAUACCUGUAACUGAAUAAGUUGUGAUGGUCUGAUUUUGUUUUUUACAUUGCAAACAUGAACACUUGAAUAUGAAAGUUUCAAUAAUUUCUUUUGAAUAUGAAAUAAACCCCUCAUGUAUUUAAACAGAA